AGGGGGGGGCCGGCCGGAACAUGGCGGACCAGAUCCCGCUGUACCCGGUGCGCAGCGCCGUUGUGGCGGCAGUAGCCGCCAACCGCAAACGAGCGGCCUACUACAGCGCCGCGGGCUCCGGGCCUGGGGGCGAGCGGCAUAACAGUAGAUAUCAACUAGAAGAUGAAUCCUCCCAUUUGGAUGAAAUGCCACUAAUGAUGUCUGAAGAAGGUUUUGAAAAUGACGAAAGUGAUUAUCACACAUUACCAAGGGCCCGAGUAACUUACAGAAAAAGAGGAAUAGAAUGGCUUGUUUGUGGUGGAUGGAAAUUCCUGUGUACGAGUUGCUGUGACUGGCUCAUAAAUGUUUGCCGAAGAAAGAAGGAACUGAAAGCUCGUACUGUCUGGCUUGGAUGUCCUGAAAAGUGUGAAGAAAAAUAUCCCAGAAAUUCUAUAAAAAAUCAAAAAUACAAUUUAUUUACCUUUAUACCUGGGGUUUUAUAUGAACAAUUCAAGUUUUUCUUGAAUCUCUAUUUUCUGGUUGUGUCCUGUUCGCAGUUUGUACCAGCACUGAAGAUAGGCUAUCUCUAUACCUACUGGGCUCCUCUGGGAUUUGUCUUGGCUGUCACUAUGAUACGUGAAGCAGUUGAUGAAUUUCGGCGUUUCCAGCGAGACAAGGAAAUGAAUUCACAGUUAUAUAGCAAGCUUACCAUAAGAGGUAAAGUGCAAGUUAAGAGUUCAGACAUACAAGUUGGAGACCUCAUCAUAGUGGAAAAGAAUCAAAGAAUUCCAUCUGAUAUGGUAUUUCUCAGGACUUCUGAAAAAACAGGUUCAUGUUUCAUUAGAACUGACCAGCUAGAUGGUGAAACAGACUGGAAACUAAAAGUUGCAGUGAGUUGCACACAGAGAUUGCCAGCUUUGGGGGAUCUUUUCUCCAUCAAUGCUUAUGUUUAUGCUCAGAAGCCACAACUAGAUAUUCAUGGCUUUGAAGGCACUUUUACUAGGGAAGAUAGUGAUCCACCCAUUCAUGAAAGUCUCAGCAUAGAAAAUACAUUAUGGGCAAGCACGGUUGUUGCUUCAGGAACUGUAAUAGGUGUUGUUAUUUACACUGGAAAAGAAACUCGAAGUGUAAUGAAUACAUCCAAUCCAAAAAACAAGGUGGGAUUGCUGGACCUUGAACUGAAUCAACUGACCAAAGCACUGUUUUUGGCCCUUGUUGCCCUUUCAAUUGUUAUGGUAACCUUGCAAGGAUUUGUCGGCCCAUGGUACCGAAACCUUUUUCGGUUCCUCCUACUAUUUUCCUACAUCAUCCCCAUAAGUUUGCGUGUGAACUUGGAUAUGGGCAAAGCAGCCUAUGGAUGGAUGAUUAUGAGGGAUGAACAUAUUCCUGGAACAGUUGUCCGAACCAGUACAAUACCAGAAGAACUUGGACGUUUAGUUUAUUUGCUAACAGACAAAACAGGAACACUUACUCAAAAUGAGAUGAUAUUUAAACGUCUCCAUUUAGGCACCGUAUCUUAUGGAACUGACACAAUGGAUGAAAUUCAAAAUCAUAUCAUUAAUUCUUACUCACAGAUGUUUUCACAAACUAGUGGAAACAGUACUAGCUCAACACCAUCCAGAAAAUCUCAGUCUUCAGCUCCCAAAGUUCGAAAAAGUGUUAGCAGUCGAAUACAUGAGGCAGUGAAAGCCAUUGCUCUUUGUCACAAUGUCACGCCUGUGUAUGAGUCUCGAGCUGGAGUGACUGGUGAAACAGAAUAUGCAGAGGUGGAUCAGGACUUCAGUGAUGAAAAUCGAACUUACCAAGCAUCCAGUCCUGACGAGGUAGCUCUGGUGCAAUGGACAGAGAGUGUUGGUCUUACUCUCGUUAACAGGGACCUGACCUCAAUGCAACUGAAGACCCCUGGCGGACAGAUUCUGACAUACUCUAUUCUACAGAUUUUUCCCUUCACUUCUGAGAGCAAACGCAUGGGAAUCAUAGUGAGGGAUGAAUCUACUGCAGAAAUUACAUUUUAUAUGAAAGGUGCUGAUGUUGCUAUGUCUAGCAUAGUACAGUACAAUGAUUGGCUAGAAGAAGAGUGUGGUAAUAUGGCACGAGAAGGACUGCGUACUCUUGUUGUUGCCAAAAAAUCAUUAACAGAAGAACAAUAUCAAGAUUUUGAGAAUCGAUACAGCCAAGCUAAGUUAAGUAUCCACGACAGGACACUGAAAGUGGCUGCUGUUGUAGAGAGUGUGGAGAGAGAGAUGGAAUUACUGUGCCUCACCGGGGUGGAAGACCAGCUCCAAGCUGAUGUCCGACCGGCACUAGAGAUGCUGAGGAAUGCGGGGAUCAAGAUAUGGAUGCUAACAGGAGACAAAUUGGAGACAGCUACCUGCAUUGCCAAAAGUUCUCACUUGGUAUCUAGAACCCAAGAUAUUCAUAUUUUCAGACCUGUAACUAAUCGGGGAGAAGCUCACUUGGAGCUGAAUGCCUUUAGAAGAAAGCAUGACUGUGCUCUAGUCAUAGCUGGAGACUCUUUAGAGGUUUGCUUAAAAUACUAUGAGCAUGAACUUGUAGAGCUGGCCUGUCAAUGCCCUGCAGUAGUCUGCUGUCGCUGCUCACCUACACAGAAAGCACAUAUUGUUAAGUUAUUGCAACAGCACACAGGCAAACGUACCUGUGCUAUAGGUGAUGGAGGAAAUGAUGUCAGCAUGAUCCAAGCAGCUGACUGUGGAAUUGGAAUUGAAGGAAAGGAGGGAAAGCAAGCUUCUCUGGCAGCAGAUUUUUCCAUCACACAGUUUAAACACAUUGGCAGAUUGCUAAUGGUACAUGGUCGAAACAGCUACAAAAGAUCAGCAGCACUUGGUCAAUUUGUCAUGCACAGGGGCCUUAUUAUUUCCACUAUGCAGGCUGUGUUUUCUUCAGUCUUCUAUUUUGCAUCUGUUCCUUUGUACCAGGGAUUCCUAAUGGUAGGGUAUGCAACAAUCUAUACAAUGUUUCCAGUAUUCUCCUUAGUGUUGGAUCAGGAUGUGAAGCCAGAAAUGGCUUUGCUGUAUCCAGAGCUUUACAAGGACCUAACAAAGGGACGAUCGUUAUCAUUUAAGACCUUCCUCAUAUGGGUUUUAAUCAGUAUUUACCAAGGUGGUAUUCUAAUGUAUGGAGCACUGGUGCUUUUUGAAUCUGAAUUUGUCCAUGUUGUUGCCAUUUCCUUCACUGCCCUAAUCCUGACUGAACUAUUGAUGGUGGCCCUCACCAUAAGAACAUGGCAUUGGUUAAUGGUGGUGGCUGAAUUCCUCAGCCUUGGCUGCUAUGUGGCCUCUCUUGCUUUUCUAAAUGAAUACUUUGGUAUAGGCAGAGUGUCUUUUGGAGCUUUCUUAGAUGUUGCCUUUAUCACAACUGUGACCUUCCUGUGGAAAGUGUCAGCAAUCACCGUUGUAAGCUGUCUUCCACUGUACAUUCUCAAGUACUUGAAGCGUAAACUUUCCCCGCCGAGUUACUCCAAGCUUACCUCAUAGAAGGAAUUCUUCACCUACAGUAUCCUCCCACGCCCCACCCCCACCCCACCAUUCCUACUUCACCUGGGAUUUGUUUGGGUAUCUCCCAUGGCAUUUAAGUGACUUAAGGGUUCAUGAUGUACUACUGAGAGAAAAAUGAAAAAAAAAAAAGGCAAAAAACGGAGAACACAACUAGGGAAGGCUACGUCUGCUGUGUAAGUACAGAAAACAAGAUAGGCUUUACCUAAUGGCUCCAAAAGGGGAGAGAUCAUCCAUUUUUGUCUUUUUUUUUCAGUCAUUCCAAUUUCUUUGUUGAUUCUAAUUUGCUUUCUACUAAAAAUGCUGCUUCAUUAUUUUAUUGCCUACUGCAAAGGUUUUUUGCUACUGCACUGUUCUAUAACACAAAAUGAAAGCUUAUUUGAUAUUAUGUAAUAAUUCUCUCACAUUCAAAUUCUUUCCUUGAUGCUGUUAUGUAGAAACACCCAUUCCUACUUAAAGUCUAAUAAAAUCUAGAAGCCACAAAUGCCAUUGUCUGUAUUUGCCGCUAUAUGCUACUCUUCCUCAAAUGUUGAUAAACAUGAGCUAUUUAAAUGACAUAUGGAUGUCUGCCUAGUAUAGUGCUGCUUCAGGAGGUGUCAUCCUCCUUUUUGUACUCACCAUUCCUCUGUCCGGCAGAUACUUACAAGUCUAUAGCUUCUGACACCAAAUACCAAUUCUCUGAGUGCACAUUAAAGCCAAGUAGUACACACACUGUCAUAGCUGUAUGUGCAAUUCCAUCAUUACUACACAAUCGUACAGCUAGCUAGUCAAAAGCCUUGUUAUUCAGCAAAUGUUUUAAGCAUUUCUAUCCAUUUUGUACUUGGAAAACUGCACUCAAAUACAGCUUCAAGAAACAUUUCUACAUAUGUUAUCCUGUAGAUCUUGUAUUAGCCAGUAUGUUUCUUACCUUGUAAUCUGUGCUUAGAUUACUCAGGUUAAAAACCAGCCACACUCUAUUAAUGUUACGGUAGAAUUAUCCUGCAUCUUCCAAACUGUAAUUUACAUUCUCUAUGAGCCAGAUCAACCUCUGUUUAAUAAGAUGUUUAUAAUGAGCAAAUCAGAAGGAUAUUAUUCCAAAUCAUUGUACUGUCUUGUGGCAUAUCAUGGUUGUUCAAUCUUCACUGCAGUGUAUUUAAUAUUCAUCCAGGUCAUUUGUUAGAUAAAAGAAAAGGUGAAGGCCAGGAUUCUUUAUUUAGAAACAUUUGUUUUACCUUUCUAACACCAUUAUGUUGCAUUGUGUUGGGUUGUUGUUGUUUGUUGUUUGUUGUUUUUUCGGUUUUUUACAAUAGAUGGUUUUGGAUUAUUGGUGGUGUUUUUUGUUCUGGUUUAGUUUUUUUAAUGUGCUCCAAUUUAAUUUCUCGUCUAGUGUCUGAUAUAUGUUAUCCUAAAAUGUUAUGGGUUGCUACAUUGAAUGAGUGAAAUUCCUAAAAUGGUUAUUUAUACAACUAUUUCCAUCAGCAUAUUGCCAUGGACCUAACAGAAUUAACUGCCCUCUCAUUAAGAGUGUUUUUUUUCCCCAACAUAUUCUAUUGUAUAUGCCUCUUUUCUUUAGAGAAAAACAUGAUUAAUCAUAACAAAAACAAUAAAGCUUAAUUUCUACUAAAUCAUGUUAUAAAUGGGUUUGUUCUGAGCUCCAGUAGUAGAUUUGCUUUUAGGCUAAAUUGCCAAAUAAGCAUGUGACCUUAUGUAAAGUUAUUUCUUGUAUAUCCCCACAAGAUGUCACUGUUGUGUAUUUUUAUAGUGUGGAUGUGGAUGUGUGUUCGUUUUUUAGAAACAUCUGCACGUUUUAGAAGUUUCUCAAGCUCAUUUUCUGUUUUGUAAUUGAAAUGUAUUAUCCCUCCAGUCUGUCACUUAAUGGUUUGGGUUGAUUUUCAUUUCACAAUUCCUUUACUUUUGUCCUUUAUCUUUUAAAGUAUUGUGGUAUAGGCAAGAUUAAGAUACAGUUUGAAUCAGAAAUCUUAAGGCACACUCAGUGGUUAACUCGGAAAAUGAACAUGACCUUCUUGGGAACUGCCGUGCUUGCAGCCUAGAGCUCAAACAGAAUAGAUGGCUCUCUGGUGAAGAGCUUGGGAACUGCUGGAGUGGAUUGCCAGUCAUUCCCAAGGAGCUGAGUGAUGUGAAACAAUAGGAAUAAGUAACCUCUCUGAUUUUAAUAUGUGGAAGAUUUUUUUUUUAAAUUUCAAGAUGUGAGAGAGAUAGGGGUAAU
Dromiciops gliroides (monito del monte) is the source of this 5697-nucleotide messenger RNA. It is a transcript of the gene ATP9B, whose product is annotated as ATPase phospholipid transporting 9B (putative). The coding region runs from base 21 to 3473 and encodes 1150 amino acids. Gene Ontology annotation, molecular function: ATPase-coupled intramembrane lipid carrier activity; magnesium ion binding; ATP hydrolysis activity. The record is from RefSeq and is a predicted model, not a curated record. The transcript has 30 exons. Gene Ontology annotation, cellular component: trans-Golgi network; endosome; plasma membrane. NCBI's taxonomy places the organism in Eukaryota, Metazoa, Chordata, Mammalia, Microbiotheria, Microbiotheriidae. Gene Ontology annotation, biological process: endocytosis; phospholipid translocation; retrograde vesicle-mediated transport, Golgi to endoplasmic reticulum.